Triticum turgidum subsp. durum (durum wheat) is the source of this 4482-nucleotide messenger RNA. The record is from the annotation of a GenBank genome assembly. Lineage: Eukaryota; Viridiplantae; Streptophyta; Magnoliopsida; Poales; Poaceae.
AUGAGUACAGAAAAGUAUAUACCGCUACAUGUCUUAGAAAAGAUCACAAAUGAAUUCUCAGCACACUUAAGAAUUGGAACGGGUGGGUAUGGAGACGUUUACAAGGCAGUUUACAAUGGGAGAGAGGUUGCUGUGAAGUUGCUUCAUGUUGAUACGGUGCAAGGAAUUGAUGACCAACAAUAUAUCAAUGAAGUUGGUAACCUUUUGAGGGUUAACCAUCCAAAUAUCAUACAGUUACUUGGUUAUAGUUAUGAAACAAAGUCUGAAUUAGUUCAACACAAUAGCAAGCGACGUCUUAGUCAACACAUAUAUAGAGCCCUCUGCUUUGAGUUCUUCCAGGGUGGAAGCCUAGACGUGCGUCUUCGUGAAGAAUCUUUUGCACCUGAUUGGAGCACACGUUACAUGAUUAUAAAGGGCAUUUGUGAAGGAUUAGAUUUCCUUCACAGGUGUGAGCCACCAAUUUUUCAUCUUGAUCUGAAGCCUGCCAAUAUAUUACUAGACAGUUCCAUGGUGCCUAAAGUAGCAGAUUUUGGAUUGUCAAGGCUCUUUGGUGGAUCCCACACUCAUGUCACACAGCAAAUCAAAGGAACACAGGCGUACAUGCCACCCGAAUUCAUAAACGGCGGCAAUAUCUCACAUAAGAAUGAUGUCUUUAGUUUAGGUGUUGUAAUGGUAGAGAUAAUGACAGGAUCUCCAGGUCACUCCAGUUAUAUAGAAAUGGACGAAGUCGCGCAAUUUAAGCAGAAGGAAAGGGAAAAUGUUAGGACCACCAGUACAAUAACUAAGUACUCCCUCCAUCCCAAAAUAAGUGACUCAACUUUGCACCAACUUUGUACUAAGGUACAUACUGAUUGGAAGAAUAGGAUAAAAGCCACAUCGGAGUACCCAUCAGAGGAAUCACAUCAAGUGCAGACAUGCAUCGACACAGCAGUGCGUUGUGUGGAACCUGACAGAAACAGUCGACCCACUAUAGUAGAAGUCUUGGAUAUUCUGAACAAGACAGAAACUCAUAUUCCCAAGAGACAGUUGGCCGACGUUUUCCCAUGUCCGAUAAUUAAUCACAGCAAUACAAUGGCGAAUACAUUGAAAGAGAUGGCAGCUGAACUGGACAACAUAACAAAUCAAAACCGGUAUUCCAGUUUUAUGCCAGACAAUAGCUCUAAUAUACAGCAAGUUACUGACUUACGAGAAACAAUAUCGGAUGUGGAGGAAGAACUAGUUAUCGGGAGGACUGAAGACACACAGGAAAUAGUGGCUACUUUAUGUGGGAGCAUCACAUCGGAAAAUAAUAUCACCGUCCUUCCAAUAUAUGGCAUUGGAGGUAUUGGCAAGACAACCGUGGCUCAGUUAGUUUUUAAUGAUUCUCGAUUCGCAGGCUACUCUCGGGUGUGGAUCUAUGUGUCCCAACAUUUUGAUUUGAAUAAAAUUGGCAACUCAAUUAUAUCACAGCUAUCUGAAGAGAGCCAUGUAACUAACAAGCAGAUUAUAACUAAGAAGCUCAGAGAGCUAUUUUCUAGUAAGAAGGUUCUAAUUGUCUUAGAUGACGUGUGGGAGACGAAUCCACGUACACUCAAAGAUUUGAAGGUUAUGCUAAGGCCGGGUGUGGGCAGCAUGGUGACAGUUAUCGUAACCACAAGAGAUGAAGCCAUUGCAAGGGAAAUUUGUCAUACAGUUGAGCCAUACAAGCUAGAGACUUUAACCGAUAAACUUUGCUGGGAAAUAAUAAAACAGCAAACUUCCUUUAAAGACCGAGCCGACAAACAGCAACUGAAGCGUGUAGGAAGGGAGAUUGCAGCCAAGUGUGGAGGUAUGGCGUUAGCGGCUCAAUCAAUCGGAUACACACUGAAGGGGAAGACAUCUGAUGAAUGGGAGUCUGUCAGGGAUAAUUAUAUCUGGAAUCUAUCUACUUCCGAGGACCCGUCAUCAAUAGAUCAUGAAGUGCUUGCAUCCUUGCUGCUAAGCUAUAGCCGUAUGCCUUAUUGGUUGAAGUUGUGCUUUUCCUAUUGGGCAGUCUUUCCAAAAGGUCACAAUGUUGCGAAGCAUGAUCUAAUUCAGCAAUGGAUAGCUCUUGGACUCACUGAGCCAUCUAGAAUAUUCGAUACUAUGCAGCUCUGCGAGAAAUAUUUAACACAACUUUUGGGGAUGUCCUUCCUUCAAUAUUCAAUGACAACUUCGGGCGAUAGAGAGCGAGACAAAUAUGUUACAUUGUUCAGGAUGCAUGACCUUGUACAUGAUCUCGCAAAAGAGAUAUUCUCCCAUCAAAUUAACACAUGUGGAAACAGAUGCCGCUAUGCGUUGAUCAGAGAUUGUAGCAGCUCAUUGCAGUUAUCAGUGGCUUUUCCUGCAAAUAUAAGGGCGCUACAUUUUUGGGACUGUCACAACAUAGUGCUUUGUGGUGGUGCACUUUCACCAGCUAAGGGCCUCCGUAUCCUGGAUUUAAGUGAAUGCUUUAUUAGGAAGUUACCUGAUUGUAUUGGUCAACUGAAGCAGUUGAGGUUUCUUCAUGCUCCACAGAUCCAAGAUGAGAUGAUACCCAAUUGUAUCACCGAGCUCUCAGAAUUAAAUUACCUCAACCUUAGCAACUCCAGUAUCUCAUCAUUGCCGGAGUCAAUUGGCAAUAUGAAAGGCCUAAUGCAUCUUGACUUAUCAGGCUGCGGUGGAAUAUGGGAGCUCCCAGUAUCAUUUGCAGAGCUCAAACAGUUGGUGCAUCUGGAUCUGUCAGGUUGCCAUGGACCUAUAUCUGAAGCUCUCGGUGGCUUUACCAAGCUUCAAUAUUUGAAUUUAACAGAUUAUUUGGAACCUACAAACACGAAUAGGGGAGGCCCGCUAGAGUUCAUCGGUAAUCUAACUAAACUCAGGUAUCUAAAUCUAUCGGGGUGCAUAAACCCUAUUAUAGUUCAAUCAGAAGAUCAAAUUGGCAGCUUGUUUGGCUCUAUCAGCACACUUUACAAUCUAGAGCAUUUGGACCUGUCUCAGAAUGAAGUGCUUUCUAGUAUACCAGAAAGUAUUGGCAACCUCCGGAAGCUUCAUAUAUUGGACCUCUCAUACUGCCGUAACCUAAAGAAGCUUCCCGAAUGUAUGAUUCAGAUGGUUAAUCUGAAGGUUCUAAAUGUGGCCAGGCUUAAUUUGGAUGAAUCCGUGCUCUCUUGGUCAAAAUUGAAAUUUGCAUCAUUACCAGACUUUGUGGUGCAUGCUUCUAGUGAUAAAUGUAGCAGCAAUAUCAUUCUGCUUCGGCAUACAAAUCCUGAAGAGCUGAACAUAGAUAGACUUGAAAAUGUGAAGUCUGCAGAAGAGGCACGGAGUAUAAAACUGAUGGUUAAACGAAAAAUUGAAAAGUUAAGAUUUGAAUGGACUUCAGCUGCUGAGCGGUUUGUGGAUGACAAGGAUGUGUUGGAAAAACUAGUGCCACCAAGCAGUGUACACUAUUUUUCUAUAAAGGGUUACAUGAGUGUCAGCUUUCCUGAUUGGCUUAUGGAUAUUAGUUGGCAUCUCCCUAACCUCCAAAAACUAUAUUUUUUUGAUUUUCCCAAGUGCACCGAGCUACCAUCACUUGGUGAACUACCAAACCUACAAGAGCUGGAUCUCUACCGUAUGGAGAGGUUGGAAAAGUGGAACACGGAAUAUACCAAUUGGGACGAAGGAACAAAUGAGCUCAGGUUCCGCAGGCUUCAUAAAUUGACCAUAGACCGAUGCCCGAAAUUGAGGAUAAAACCAUGUCUCCCUAGAGCUAUACUGGACCUGGAAAUAAUAGAUAGUGAUAAUGUGCUAUCAUCAUGCAGAGAGAGCUCAUCACACCGUGGUGCGACAACAACUCAUUUGCGUGUCGGUGACAGCAAGGUGCCCAUGCAUCAGUGGAGGUUGCUUCACCACCUCCCCGCCCUUCGUAAAUUAAGUAUCGCAGAUUGCAGUGAUCUGACCACCUCAUCUGAGAUUAUCCAACACCUCUCCUCCCUCAGAUCACUAUCUCUGAGUAGGUAUAAGCUUGAAAGCAUGGCAUCACCACCUCAGUGGUUAGGAGAACUUACCUCUCUCAGAGAAUUGAAUAUCCGGCAGUGCAAGGGGAUCGGGUCUUUUCCGGACAGCAUACAACAACUGGCUAAUCUUGGAUAUCUAAGCAUCUCCAGCUGCCCUGCAUUAGAGAAAUGGUGUGAAUCAAAGGAGAACUUUAUGAAGCUUGUUCACAUCAGAGGGGUCCGUGUGGCAUUGCCAUCAACAUCGGCAGACAUACCCCUGAAAUAUUUGGAGGCAAUGAUCAUCGAGGAGACCACCGACUUGACCACCAUUAAGGAUACUGUGACUGACGUGGUGCAUCUGGAUCCCUUGUACACUGCUGUGAUGAACAUGCCUGGCUUUGUUGAGGAAGCUUUGCUUGUUGCCUUAUCUCAUUUGAUGGACAACGAUGCCCAGGCUUCUGCGUAUAUGGUUAUGGAGGAGGAGGACCGAGUAUCAUGGCUCAGGAAUUUCCUGGCAAUGCAUUACUAA